GUGAGCGUUCAUUUGGCAGAAAUGGGCUGGACCACUACAACCUCCCAUUCAAUUCACUUUUGCAAACUAGCCCGGAGUUGUACAACGACCUGGGGAAAUAGACGAUAGGCUGGCUGAGAACUCAAGCACACGCCCGGCUUCAUUCUGAAGCCCAAACUGACGUGCUGACUUCGGGACUUUGUCAAAAAAAAAAAUGAGAUAGUAGAGAGAGAGAGUCACUACUGCCCAUAUGUUAACGAAGGCCAGAAAGUAUCACAAGAGAGUAUCGUUCUUCGAAGAGGAGGAUGAACAGUGCUGGAUAGAGGACAACGACGGUGUGAAUGCACAUGACCUAAUAUCCGACCAAAAAGUCCGGAACUCUUCGGGAUAUUGUGCUUAUAAUAUGAAAGGGGCGGCGGAACUUGAGCUCCCCGCCCACCGGCGGAUGACAGGGGCGCGGGAGAAGGGUCGUCGACCAGCGACGCGUGGGCCGGCCUUCAUGUUCAACGACCACACCACCAGCAUGACCGCCGAGGAGGAGCGCUUUCUGGACGCCGCCGAGUACGGCAACAUCCCUGUGGUCCGCAAGAUGCUGGAGGAGUCCACCACGCUCAAUGUCAACUGUGUGGACUACAUGGGCCAGAACGCAUUGCAGCUUGCGGUGGGCAACGAGCAUCUGGAGGUGAUGGAACUGCUUUUGCGGAGGGACAACCUGGCACGCAUCGGUGACGCCUUACUCCUGGCUAUCUCGAAAGGGUAUGUCAGGAUCGUGGAAGCCAUCUUGGCCCAUCCAUCCUUCCAAGCCAGCGGGCGGCUGACGCGGAGUCCGUGUGAGCUGCAGGACGAUGACUUCUACUCGUAUGACGAGGAUGGCACACGCUUCUCGCCCGACAUCACCCCCAUCAUUCUGGCUGCACACUGCCAGAAGUACGAGGUGGUACACAUGCUGCUGUUGAAGGGCGCGCGCAUCGAGCGGCCACAUGACUACUUUUGCAAGUGCCCAGAAUGCACCGAGAAACAGGGCAAAGACGCCUUCAGCCACUCACGUUUGCGCAUCAAUGCCUACCGGGGCCUGGCUAGCCCGGCUUACCUUUCGCUGUCUAGCGAGGACCCGGUGCUCACCGCGCUGGAGCUCAGCAAUGAACUGACCAAGUUGGCCGACAUCGAGAAGGAGUUCAAGGAUAAAAAGAGCCAUAAAAAAGAGACCAUGCAGCACAAUUGCUUCUCCCUGAAUGACUAUCGCAAGCUGUCCAUGCAGUGUAAGGACUUUGUAGUGGGAGUGCUGGACCUCUGUCGGGACACGGAGGAAGUGGAAGCCAUUUUGAAUGGAGAUGUUACUGCUGAGAAGGAGGCGGGGAAGGGCCUUCGCUCUCUCCUGAGCAGGGUCAAACUGGCCAUCAAGUACGAGGUGAAAAAGUUUGUGGCCCACCCCAACUGCCAGCAGCAGCUGCUGACGAUCUGGUAUGAGAACCUGUCGGGCCUGAGGGAGCAGACCAUCGCUGUGAAGUGCCUGGUGGUGGUGGCGGUGGCUUUUGGUCUGCCCCUACUGGCCAUGGGCUACUGGUUUGCUCCCUGCAGUCGGCUGGGAAAUGUCCUGCGCAGCCCCUUCAUGAAGUUUGUGACCCACGCCGCCUCCUUCAUCAUCUUCCUGUGCCUGCUGUUGUUCAACGCAUCGGACCGCUUCGAGGGCAUCAGCACCAUGCCAAACGUGACCGUCACUGACCAUCCCAUGCAGAUCUACCGGGUCAAGACCACCGAAUUCAGCUGGACCGAGAUACUCAUCAUGGUCUGGGUCACAGGGAUGAUGUGGUCGGAGUGUAAGGAGUUGUGGACCGAGGGGCCCAGGGAGUACAUGCAGCAGCUGUGGAACGUUCUGGACUUCGGCAUGCUCUCCAUCUUCAUUGCCGCUUUCACCGCUCGGUUCUUUGCCUUCCUCCAGGCCACCAGAGCCCAGCAGUACGUCAACGAAAAGAUCCACACCACCGACCUCUCCCUAGUGACCUUACCCCCGGAGGUGAAAUACUUUACCUACGCAAGGGACAAAUGGCUGCCGUCGGACCCCCAGCUGAUCUCAGAAGGGCUGUACGCCAUCGCCGUGGUGCUGAGCUUCACACGCAUCGCUUACAUCCUGCCGGCUAACGAGAGCUUCGGACCGCUCCAGAUCUCCCUGGGACGCACGGUCAAAGACAUCUUCAAGUUCAUGGUCCUGUUCAUCAUGGUCUUCCUGGCGUUCAUGAUCGGCAUGUUCAUCCUCUAUUCGUACUACUUGGGUGCCAAGAUCAACCCGGCCUUCACCACGGUGGAGGAGAGCUUCAAGACUCUGUUCUGGUCUAUAUUUGGACUGUCCGAGGUGUCCUCUGUGGUGCUCAAGUACAACCACAAGUUCAUCGAGAACAUCGGUUACGUUCUCUAUGGAAUCUACAACGUGACCAUGGUGGUGGUGUUGCUCAACAUGCUGAUCGCCAUGAUCAACAGCUCCUAUCAAGAAAUCGAGGACGAUGCGGACGUGGAGUGGAAGUUUGCACGCUCCAAGCUAUGGCUGUCGUACUUUGACAACGGCAAGACACUGCCUCCUCCCUUCAGCAUCGUUCCCACUCCCAAGUCCUUCUACCACCACAUCAGGUGGAUAGUCGGCAUGCUGCAUUGCCGACGACGGAGUGUGAAGAAGGAUCUAGAGCUGGGGUUGGACAGUUCAAAGUCCAGGCUCAAUCUCUUCACCCAGUCCAACCUACGCAUUGCAGAGUCCCACAGCAUUCUGAACCAACCCACUUGCUAUCAGCAAAUCAUGAAGCGACUCAUCAAACGCUACGUUUUGAAAGCACAAGUGGACAAAGAAAACGACGAGGUCAAUGAAGGUGAACUGAAAGAAAUCAAGCAGGACAUCUCCAGUUUACGUUACGAACUCCUGGAAGACAAGUCUCAGGCUACAGAGGAGCUGUCCUUGCUUAUCCAGAAACUGACUGACAAACUGAACCUAGGCCCUACCACACGCUUGCUCUACAAGUGACCCCCCCCCCCCCCCAACCCACAGUUCAAGAGAUGCAAGAGGGAAGAGCAUAUCAAAGCAGCCAACAUCCCAGCAUUUCCCCACACCCUCCACAGCAACCCACUGGCCAGGUUGUUUUGUAAAUGACAAUGUGCUAUUUUGCAUGAAGGUAGUUUAAACAGACAAAAACAGCACAAGGAAAUAGCAAAAAGGAUUGCCUCACUGUUCUGUUGCAGGGAGAGGCUGCCCUUAGAUGUUAAGAUUGGGGGAGCGGAAGCUGAUCCUAGAUCUGUACCUAGAGGAAACUUCACCUGAAAGCCACAAUUGUCCAUCACGUCAAAGAUAGUGUUAGUGUUAGAGAUUUGUCAGAUGAAUAUUAAAUAUUGGUGGGGGUUCUAAGCUGACAUGGAAUUGUUUUAAGAUGGUCAUACUAUGGAUCAUUUAGCUAUUUAAAUUAGAAUUUUUGGACCCCUUUUAGGUUUCCCCAAAAAAUGAUUAGAUAAAAUAUUGCAUUUGGCCUUUACUACUUUAGUCCAGAGAAACACAUUGAAUAACACAUUCAAACAGUCAACAAAUAAAUCAUGAUAAACAA
Messenger RNA from Salvelinus fontinalis (brook trout), 3557 nucleotides. RefSeq names its product short transient receptor potential channel 3-like. Gene Ontology annotation, molecular function: store-operated calcium channel activity; inositol 1,4,5 trisphosphate binding; protein binding. The transcript is spliced from 14 exons. Gene Ontology annotation, biological process: calcium ion transmembrane transport; manganese ion transport; regulation of cytosolic calcium ion concentration. Gene Ontology annotation, cellular component: cation channel complex; membrane. The coding region runs from base 230 to 2986 and encodes 918 amino acids. NCBI's taxonomy places the organism in Eukaryota, Metazoa, Chordata, Actinopteri, Salmoniformes, Salmonidae. The record is from RefSeq and is a predicted model, not a curated record.